Sander lucioperca (pikeperch) is the source of this 1281-nucleotide messenger RNA. Its product is annotated as gastrula zinc finger protein XlCGF71.1-like. NCBI's taxonomy places the organism in Eukaryota, Metazoa, Chordata, Actinopteri, Perciformes, Percidae. Gene Ontology annotation, molecular function: DNA-binding transcription factor activity, RNA polymerase II-specific; RNA polymerase II cis-regulatory region sequence-specific DNA binding. The transcript has a single exon. The coding region runs from base 134 to 952 and encodes 272 amino acids. Gene Ontology annotation, biological process: regulation of transcription by RNA polymerase II. The record is from RefSeq and is a predicted model, not a curated record.
UGCUGAUUGGAAGGAGACCAGAGAACCUCAGUCAGCUUUAAACUCUCUGAAACAUGAUUUAACAUGUAAGAAAACAUUCAGCUGCUCUGAGUGUGGGAGAAGAUUUGAUCGCAAGUCAAAUCUGAAGAGACACAUGAGAACUCACACAGGAGAGAAAACUUUCAGCUGUUUAGUUUGUAAGAAAACGUUUUUAAUGUCUAGAAAUUUACGGUUACACAUGAGAAUCCACACAGGAGAAAAGCCUUUCAGCUGCAGUGUUUGUAAUACAUCUUUUACACAGAGAGGAAGUUUACAAAAACACAUUAGAAUCCACACAGGAGAGAAGCCUUUUAGCUGCUCUGAGUGUGGUAAAGCUUUCACUUAUAGUCAACACCUAAAGAAACACAUGAUAACUCAUACAGGAGAGAAGCCUUUUAGCUGCUCAGUUUGUAAUAAAUCAUUUACACAGAAUGAAAAUUUACAGAAGCACAUGAGAAUCCACACAGGAGAAAAAUCUUUCAGCUGCUCAAUUUGUGAUAAAAGAUUUGGCUACAAGUCAGAUUUGAAGACACACAUGAGAACUCACACAGGUGAAAAACCUUUCAGCUGCUCAGUCUGUAAGAAAUCUUUUACACAGAGUGGAGAUUUACGGUCACACAUGAGAACUCACACAGGAGAAAAACCUUUCAGCUGCUCAGUCUGUAAGAAAUCUUUUACACAGAGAGGAAGUUUACGGCCACACAUGGCAGUCCACACAGGAGAAAAAAGAUUCAGCUGCAGUGUUUGUAAGAAAAGAUUUGCCUGGCGUUCUGAUGUCAAAACACAUAAAUGUGUUGGUCCAAUGGAAACAGAAGCUGAUGGAGAGGACUGUGGAGGACCAGAACCAGCCAGGAACUCACAUCCACUUUUACAACCAGAGACUGAAGACCAGACUGGAGACUCUUCUGAUCCUGAGACUGAUGACAUGGAUUAAUGUUUGUACCUUUAAGUGCAAGCAAAACUUCAAACUAAAAUCAAACUAAAAUCUUUAUGUAUUAACAUCUAGAUAGAAGACAUUAUAUUGUGUGGUAGGAAAAAGUACACUCUUAUUUUAAAUAUGUUAUUAGAUAUUGUUUUGUCUUGUAAUGUAUGUCAUAUAAUCAAUUAUAAUCAAAAAAUCAGAUAAAUGCAACCACCCGAUAUUUUAUAGGGCCCACACAAAUAUUCACUUCUUUCUAAGUAACGUAUGUUUAGCAAGAUUCACUAUUAAUCAUGUAUCAAUAUGGGAGUUUAUUCAAUACACAUUGGGUUCAUGUUUUAAUU